This is a messenger RNA of Camarhynchus parvulus, 4123 nucleotides long. It is a transcript of the gene NEURL4, whose product is annotated as neuralized E3 ubiquitin protein ligase 4. The record is from RefSeq and is a predicted model, not a curated record. Gene Ontology annotation, molecular function: ubiquitin protein ligase activity. NCBI's taxonomy places the organism in Eukaryota, Metazoa, Chordata, Aves, Passeriformes, Thraupidae.
AUGGCGGCGCCGGGGCCCGGCGGGGGCUCCUCGGGCGGAGCCGCGGGGGGAGCCCCGGGGCCGGCCCCGGAGCUGCAUCCCCGCUGCGGGCGCCUCGUGUCGCUGUCGCAGGGCGGGCGCAGCGCCGCCAGGGCCCAGCCCGGCCAGGAGUUCAACCACGGGCUGGUGCUGAGCCGGGAGCCGCUGAGGCCCGGGCGCGUCUUCACCGUGAGGAUCGACAGGAAGGUGAACUCGUGGAGCGGCUCCAUCGAGGUGGGCGUCACCGCGCUGGACCCGGCCGAGCUGGAGUUCCCCAGCAGCGCCACGGGGCUGCGCGGCGGCUCCUGGGUGCUCUCGGGCUGCUCGGUGCUGCGCGACGGGCGCUCCCUGCGCGAGGACUUCGGGCCCGACCUGGACGCCGCUGGCGAGGGCGACCGCGUGGGCGUCGAGGCGACGGGCGUCGGGCGCCAGCCUCUGGGUCAACGGGCGCGACUGGGCGUGGCGGCCGCCGGGCUGCCCCGCGUCUGGGCCGUGGUGGAUCUGUACGGCAAGUGCACCCAGGUCACCGUGGUGCCGCCCGAGGUGGCGCCCGGCGGCAACGCCGGGGGUGGCGCCGGGGUGGCACCGGCACGGCGGGCGCUGAGCGAGACGCAGGAGCUGGAGGAGGCGGGGGGGGAGAGCGCCGCGGCUGUGCCAGUGUUCAACAACGGCGUGGUGCUCACCAACCUCGCCGGCCACGCCGCGGCGGCGCCCUCGGAUGUUCAACAGUGUACUUUGGGUUUUUGGGGUGCCCUGAGCCCGUGGCCCCCCCAGAUCCGCAUCGACAAACUGGUGGACAAAUGGUCGGGCUCCAUCGAGAUCGGGGUCACCGCCCACAACCCCAACAGCCUCGAGUACCCGGCCACCAUGACCAACCUGCGCUCAGGGACGAUCAUGAUGAGCGGCUGCGGGAUCCUGACCAACGGCAAAGGGACGCGCCGGGAGUACUGCGAGUUCAGCCUGGACGAGCUGCAGGAGGGUGACCACAUCGGGCUGACCCGGAAGGCCAACAACGCCCUGCACUUCUACAUCAACGGCGUGGACCAAGGUGGGCCCGCCGGGUCCCCCCCCGCGUGUCUGCUGUUCCACCCCAACUGCGGCCAGAAGGCGGCCGUGGUCAACGAGGGCCGGACGGCGCCGCGGCCGCACGCCACGGAUGACUUCAACCACGGCGUGGUGCUGAGCGCGCGGCCCCUCGGGGACAACGAGCUGUUCCAGGUGCGCCUGGACAAGAUGGUGGACAAGUGGGCGGGGUCCAUCGAGAUCGGCGUCACCACCCACAACCCCGCCUACCUGCAGCUGCCGUCCACCAUGACCAACCUGCGCUCAGGCACGUGGAUGAUGACCGGUAACGGGGUCAUGCACAACGGCACCACCGUGCUGGACGAGUACGGCCACAACCUGGACCGCCUCAAGGCGGGGGACACGGUGGGCGUGGUGCGCAGGGACGAUGGCACCCUGCACUUCUUCGUCAACGGCGUCGCCCAGGGCCCCGCGGCCUGGAACGUGCCCCCCAACGUGUACGCCGUGGUGGAUCUGUACGGGCAGGCGGCACAGGCCACCAUCGUGGACGAGGGAGAGGUGCCGUCGCUGCUGGGGGACGGCUCGGAGGGUGACAGCGGCGGUGGCAGCCCCGAGGGCGCGUCCCCGGGCGCGUCGCCGAGCGACCUGCGCUUCCACCGGCUGCACGGCGCCAACGCCGUCAUCACCAACGGCGGCCGCACGGCGCUGCGCCAGAACUGCCGCUCCGAGUUCAACGACGCCAUCGUCAUCUCCAACCGGGCCCUGCGGGACGGGGAGCUGUUUGAGAUCGUCAUCCAGAAGAUGGUGGAUCGAUGGUCGGGGUCCAUCGAGGCCGGUGUCACCGCCAUCCGCCCCGAGGACCUGGAGUUCCCCAACACCAUGACGGACAUCGACUACGACACCUGGAUGCUCAGUGGCACGGCCAUCAUGCAGGAUGGGAACACCAUGCGCGACAACUACGGCUGUGACCUGAACAACUACCGCUGGACGUGGCCGCACGGGGCGGCGACGGGCAUGAUGCGCACGGGGGGAGGGGACCUGCGCUACUUCAUCGAUGGCACCGACCAGGGCGUGGCCUGCUCGGGGCUGCCACCAGAGGUGUACGCCGUGGUGGAUCUCUAUGGUCAGUGUGUCCAGGUGUCCCUGACCGGCGCCCCCGGCCCCACGGACAACAGCCAGAGCCCGGGGGCGGGGCCGGACAAAGCCCCGCCCCCUUCACCAGCUCCGGGGCCGUGCCAGCGCCAUGACUGCUGUGGCCAGAACAUGACCGCACUGACCACACCAGCCCUACACCACACUCCAAUACCACUCUGUGUACCCGCGGGGGCCUGGCGCGCCACGUCUGCCAGUGUGACCACGGGCUACCACACUGCCAGCACUGCCAUCACACUGACCACACUGGUGCGCAUCGAGGCCCUGGACGAGCGGUGGGCGGGGUCACUGAGGGUGGGGCUGACGGCCCUGCCCCCCCCCGGCCCCCCCGCCCUGCCCCCCUCCCUGCUGGACCUGCCGGCCCCGCCCACCUGGGCGGUCACCGGGGCCGAGGUGCGGCACAACGGGAACCAGGUGCGGCACAACUACGGCGUCAGCCUGGACAGACUGACGGUGGGGAACCGGCUGGGCGUGCGCCGGGGCCCGGACGAUUCCCUGCACCUGGUGGUGGACGGGCAGGACAUGGGACCUGCGGCCACCGGGGUGGCCAAGAACGCGUUCGUGGCCCUGGACCUGUACGGGCGCGUCACGGCCGUGUCCAUCGUCAGCGCGGGGGGCGGGGCGGGCGGCGGGGGCGGGGACGGCCCCUCCCCCACCCCCAGCCCCUCCCCCAGCCCCUCCCCCAGCGAGCCCCAGCCCCUCCCCCCGCCCGAAGGGGACGGAGGCGAUUGGGGCCCCCCGACGUUCCUGGGCUGCCACGGCAAGAACAUCCUGCUGUCCAACGGGGCGCGCACGGCCACGCGCGUCAGCAGCUACAACCAGGGGCUGGUGCUGGUGGGGCAGCCCCUCCCCCCGGGGCGCCUCUUCCAGGUGCAGAUCGACGCCCUGAACCCGCAGUGGAGCUCCUCCCUGGCCCUGGGGGUCACCGGGGCCCCCGCUCCCCCCUGCCGGCCUGCGCCCACGGCCUCAAGCGGCCGGCCUGGAUCCUGCAGCGCCGAGCCGUGUUCCACAACGCCAGGAAGAUCCGGGAUCUGCCCGGGCCCUCGCUGGAGCUGCUCCCGGCCGGCUCCGUGCUGGGGUGCCGCUGGUGGACAGCACUUUCAUCCGGGGUACCAGCAGUCGUGGGGUGCCCAGCCCCUGCUACGUUGGGAAGCCCCCAAAUGCUCGAACCUCUACGGGCAGUGCCAGCAGGUGACGAUCGUGGCCGAGGGUCCGGCCGGGGGGGGCUCCCCCAGCGGGGACCCCCGAAACCGGGGGGACGUGGAGAAGGCCGACGUGGUGGAUGGGGUGAAGGAGAGCCUGAGCUGGGGCCCCCCCGCGCCCCCCCAGCCCUGCCCCUACCAGGCCCUGCUGGCUGUUGGGGGUUGGGGGCGUUCAGACGAGUACUUCGCCCCCGAGCCGCGGCGCAGCCGCUGCUUCUGCCAGGGCUGUGAGCGGGGGGGGGGCGACCCCCGGGACCCCCGGGAGCCCCCCCUGCCCCUGGGCUGGUGCCGCUUCAGCCUCAGGCUCCGCCCACUCGCGCUCAGGCCCCGCCCCCCCGGGCUCGGGGCCCCGCCCCCCCGGCCCCGCCCCACUGGUGCUGUCCCCGGCCCUGGGUACGCGGCCAUGGAGACAUUCGCCAGCCGCGUCACGUUCCGGGAGCCGGGCUGGCCGCGGCCCCGGGGGGCUCAGGUGGCCUUUGAGGUUUGGGUCCGUCCGGGCUCCUUCCGGGCCGGGCCCCCCUCGCUGAGCCCCCCCCCAGCCCUGGAGCCCCCCCAGGGGCUGGACCCCGCCCAGCUGGAGUGGGUGACCAAGGAGCCGGGGGCCACCGUGCUGGCCGGGCUGCUGGUGCGCGUGGACUGAGCGGGAAACGGCCCCGAAAACGGGGAAAUCAGCCCCAAAAUGGGGGGGAAUCAUCCCCAAAAUAUGGGGGGAGUCAGCCCAGAAAUAU